AUGAGAGCCAAUAGUGCUUCCUCAUUUGGCUCCUCUUCGUCAUUCAAAUUAGAUGACGAUGGUACUAAAUCUCCACUAGAGGAUCAUGAAGACUUACAGGAUUAUAAAAAUAAUUUAAUAAAAUAUGGGAAAAGUUUCUCAACAAGAUUAAUUCAGGUGCUUGUUCAAUCACGAACCGCUGAACGAUAUUCUCACUCCUGCUCUGUGGAAGGUCCACUACAAUGGUUCAACUUACAUCUCGACGAGUUAGGAGAAGUCACUGCAUUUAUAAAGAGUUUGAAGAUUACUGAUUUUCCGCCUGCUGUACCACAAUUAUCAAUUGAUUUUUUUCUGUAUACAUGUGACCACGAGACAUUACCGUUAGAAACAUGGUCUUUUCUGGUUGAUGGGAAUGAUCCUAAGAAUGGUACACCUCAGUGUCCGGUUAACACUCAUCAUUCAGCUUUUUAUCAUCAGCUGAGUACUCUUUUACGAAGUGCAAUGGUAGCUGCACGAAUGACGCCCUUACAUCGUUAUUACGUUAAGAAGCAAAGCGCUGAAACAUUUGUUGUAUUGUAUAGAAUUGUCAGUGGCCCUUCCACGAUUGAUAUUGGGAGGGAUGCAAAGAAAAUUCGUCUGGGCAAUCUGAGUUCUUACAUUGGAUCAUGGAAGCUCGAUUUAUCAUAUAGGACUCGAAUGGAAAUUGAACCUUCCAAUAGUCAUGUUAUGGACGGAGCAGAUUCUUUUCAAAGAAUUGGUUCUCCUGGUAGCACACCUGAAUCGUUCAAAAUGCAAAUUGGUUCUCCAUCAUCGUUCGGUGGCAUAAGUCAUUUUAGCACAAGUCCUUCCACAAGUUCUCCGAUCGAGUUCUCCCCUAUACAAGAUAAUAUCAUACAGUCAAGGAUGCAAGCUUCUAAUUCCACUCCGACUGUUAAGCCAACAAGAUCGCGUUCAACAUCCCUGGCAAGCGAUUCUGAAGAAAUAGCUAGUGAAAGUCCUCACGAAAUGCGUCGAAGCGUGACUAUUCCUAAGAAUAUGCCAUUUGCCAACUUAUUGAUUUUAUCAUAUUCCGGAACCCUUUUCCCUCUUAUGGAAGGCACAAACGAGCAAGAUGACGAUAACGCCACUGCGUUGAAUACUUCCAACAGAACUGUCGUUGGUAAAUCUUCUCUACUGGAUGACGACAUGGAGAACUCAUUGGAAGAUAGAUCGCGGAAAAAUACGAUAGUGGAGAUGAAGCGGCCUAAAGAUCUUAAUCUGAAAAAUCUCCAUACACCAAAGAAGAGUGAAGAUGUUGAUGAGGACGCGAAAUUGGCAUUAGACAAAACAGAUGAACAUAACACCAAUGCCGUGGAGAAAGAGAGAGAAUCAGAUUCAGAUUCUUUGGAAGAAACGUGUUCAACACCGACAUUGAACUCUCAAGUCGAAGAGAGAUUAGCUCGAAAAGAAACUGAUGUACCUUCCAACGAGGCGCAAGAAGAUGAACCUUCAAGUGAAGAGAACGUAGACAAUACAACUCCCACGCCAUCAGCUGUUAUAUUGAAUCUGAAAACUGAGCUUUCACCAGAUGAUGCUCUUCAAGACGUAGUUUUCAAAAUGGGUUCGUCUUGUUGUUUGAAAAACUCAACCGAAGGAGAGGAACAAGGGAACGCCUUGGCUGGAAAUAAAAAACGGGUCACUGUUAAGCUUGAGCCUGAACAUUUUGAGAAGGAUGAACAGUCUGAAGAAGCAAGCGGUGAAGAUGUGGACGAAGAUGAUUCGUUCGUUAAGAUACCUCCAUUCCAUAUGCAAUUCAAUCGUGAUGAAGACAAUCUGGCUUCGCUUCUUGUAGACUGCAAAGAGCCACCGAGUUUAUCUUCUUUCGAACCAGUAGAUUUUUCACAAAUUAAAGAAGAAUUGGAUUUUUUGUCAUUAAAUCAGGGAUUAUUUGACCGAUUCAUAUCUGAAAUACGGGAAGGAAAUAUGGAUGAGAGCCCUUAA
Molecule: messenger RNA, 1959 nt
Organism: Auanema sp. JU1783
Lineage: Eukaryota; Metazoa; Nematoda; Chromadorea; Rhabditida; Rhabditidae
Source: the annotation of a GenBank genome assembly